ACUCCCCUUCCCCGCUCCUUCGCCCAGUCCCCACCCCCGAGGCGAGCCAGCCUCACCCUCGGCUCCCUCCCUCCCUCCCAGUCCCACACCCCAUUGCCGCCUCUAUCCAAUAAAAACUCCUGUACAGAUCAAACUCCAGGGAUCCGGAUCAGCAUAUCCCGCGCCCCGCCGCGCGACUCCCCUCCCCGCCUCGAUCCUCCCUGACAUUUUUUUUCCCGAUCGGGGCUAGGGUUAGGGCCUCGGGGAGGAGGGCGCCGCAUUUCAGGCCGCCGCCGGAGUCGACGAGCCAGGCCGCCCGCGGAGGCUAGCGGGAGGGGGGCGAGGAGAAAUGGAGAAGAAGAAGGUGGCGGUGUCCAAGGUGUGCCACGGCCACUCGCGGCCGGUGGUCGACCUGUUCUACAGCCCCGUCACGCCCGACGGCUACUUCCUCAUCAGCGCCAGCAAGGACUCGAAUCCGAUGCUUCGAAAUGGUGAUACUGGAGAUUGGAUUGGGACUUUUGAAGGUCAUAAAGGUGCAGUUUGGAGCUCUUGUCUCGACACAAAUGCUCUCCGUGCCGCCUCCGGUUCUGCGGACUUCUCAGCCAAAAUAUGGGAUGCACUAACAGGAAAUGAGCUACAUUCAUUUGAGCACAAGCAUAUAGUCCGUGCAUGUGCCUUUUCUGAGGAUACACACAUGUUGCUCACUGGAGGUGUGGAGAAGAUUUUGCGUAUAUACGAUAUGAAUCGUCCAGAUGCAGCUCCAAGGGAACUUGACAAAACACCUGGUUCUGUACGAACUGUUGCUUGGCUUCACAGUGACCAAUCUAUUCUAAGUUCCUGCUCUGAUAUGGGUGGAGUGAGGUUAUGGGAUGUGAGAAGUGGAAAAAUUGUGCAAACUCUUGAAACCAAGGCACCUGUCACCAGUGCAGAAGUAAGCCAGGACGGCAGGUUCAUCACUACAGCUGAUGGCUCAAGUGUUAAAUUUUGGGAUGCGAAUCAUUUUGGGCUUGUUAAAAGCUAUGAUAUGUCAUGCACUGUGGAGUCAGCUUCACUUGAACCAAAGUCUGGGAGUAAGUUCAUCACUGGAGGGGAAGAUAUGUGGGUUCAUGUAUAUGAUUUCUUCACUGGUGAAGAAAUAGCCUGCAACAAAGGUCAUCACGGCCCCGUCCACUGCGUCCGGUUUGCGCCUGUUGGCGAAUCAUACGCAUCAGGAUCAGAAGACGGCACCAUCCGGAUCUGGCCGCUGAACCCCGCAAGCACCGAUGAUGCUGAGGCGCCCACCGCCAACGGCAAACCAAAGGCAGCCGCGGUGGCAAACGAGGUCGCCCGUAAAAUCGAAGGCUUCCACAUCAGCAAGGAGGGGCAGACCGAGGCGUAGGAGGGAGGAUCGCAUCGUCACUGAACCUGGCAGUGUUUAAGCCUUGUUGGGGGUACUGCCGUUGCCGUCCGUCAGAGCCGGUCCUGGUCUCAUGGUGUCGCCCUCGGGUCCAUCACGUCGAAGCUUCUUUGCCGACCAAGGGCGGCGGACGAUUCCGUCUGGCUCACGCCCGGACGGUGGAUUUCUGUAAGGGGUACUCUUCGGUAGACUGUUAAGAUUAAUGAUAGCAUCUAAGGAAUCGGAAUAAACCGAAGGGGGAGAGCGAGUCCAGCAGUUAGUUUGUUUGCAGAGAGUAAAAA
Messenger RNA from Hordeum vulgare subsp. vulgare (domesticated barley), 1656 nucleotides. Its product is annotated as serine-threonine kinase receptor-associated protein-like. Gene Ontology annotation, biological process: spliceosomal snRNP assembly. The record is from RefSeq and is a predicted model, not a curated record. Gene Ontology annotation, cellular component: SMN complex. Bases 329 to 1357 code for a protein of 342 amino acids. The transcript is spliced from 7 exons. NCBI's taxonomy places the organism in Eukaryota, Viridiplantae, Streptophyta, Magnoliopsida, Poales, Poaceae. Gene Ontology annotation, molecular function: RNA binding; protein binding.